AUGCGCUCCACGCACGGACCCCGUGGCUCCGCGGGGCAUGCCGUCGCGGGCUCCCGCGGAAGCGCCGGCUGGGCCUUGCCGGGCACCUGGCCCCAGCGGCAGCGACUGGGGCGUCCGUGUCACCCUCGCGUCCGCGCGCCCGUGCCUUCCCUUACGGCGACGGGACCUCUCCCACCCAGAUCGACGGGGCUGAGGCAAGAAGACGGGGAUGGUUCAGAUGCACAGACAUCGGUCACCCUCGACAUUGUUGGCAGCGGCAGUGGCAGCGCCACAGCAACAGCAAGCACUGAGGUCCUGACGGAAGUUGAGAACGCUAUUGCCACAGCAUUUGCUGAUGCUGUUGCUGAAGUUAAGGCAGGUGGCAGCGCCAGCGCGGUUGCCGACGCUACGGCGAUUGCCAUAGGCAAUGCCACUGCUGUGGCCGUUGCAGAGGCAAGUGCCGAGGCUCAGCUGUCGGCACAGGGCAGCGCGGGUGCCACUGGUGUGGCCAACGCGCGGGCAGUGGCAGAGGUGGUUGCCAAGGCGAUUGCCGAGGCCACUGCUGAUGCGCUGGGACCCAAUGUUUCGGCAGAUUCUCUUGCCAGAGCCGAAGUCAACGAGACCCAGCUCGUGGCGGCUAUAGCGGAAGCUCAGGCGACCGCAGAGACAACUGGGGGAACUGCAGAAGCCUUUUCCACUACCGUCUCCGAGGCCGUCGCGGAGGUCGUGGCGGAGGCCGUCGCGUUCGCGCUGGCGGAAGUCGAGAGGGGCUUGGCCCAGACCCAGACCACCGCGGACGUCUCCACCGAGUUGGGCGAAGUCGAGACGCUCGUCGACGCAACCAACGAGGCAAGCGUGACCGGCGUGGGAGCGUCGGAUGCCGCGGGAGGCGGCGAGGCCGGGCCCCAGGGAACGCCGCAGCAGAUCCAGGAGCCCGAGAAGACGGCUCAGCCGGUGGCGGCGGCUCCCGCAGCCCCACAGGGGAACUCGUUCUCGGACAUGUUCGACAUGGUGGGCAACUUUUUCAGGCGGCUGUUCGGUUAG
This is a messenger RNA of Ostreobium quekettii, 1023 nucleotides long. The record is from the annotation of a GenBank genome assembly. Lineage: Eukaryota; Viridiplantae; Chlorophyta; Ulvophyceae; Bryopsidales; Ostreobiaceae.